GACAAUAUUGACAAAGUUAAAAACCUCAGACAGUUAAAAUCACUUGAACCAAAAGAGCCGGAAAUUUUAGUUGAAACAAAUCAACAUUUGGUUAAACAACCAGCAAUUGUGAGAGUUUUCAUAUCAUCAACUUUUAAAGACAUGCACAGUGAGCGAGAUCUUCUUGUUCGAAACAUUUUUCCUGAGUUACGACGACGUGCAGCCAUGCGAAACAUCCAGGUGUACGAGAGCGACCUCCGGUGGGGAACCAACCCUGAACAUCAACAUCAUAUAUUAAACAUUUGUUUGAAUGAAAUUGAACCGAUGUCAUUUGUUUGUUGGUAUACUUGGUGAAAGAUAUGGUCAUGUGAUGAAGAGAUCUGAUCUCUCAUUGGUCGAUAUUUCAUGGUUGAACGAACUCCCAACCACACGUUCAGUCACCGAGUAUGAAAUGCUCGCUGGAGGCCUCAAUGAAGCGGAACAAAAUGAAUCAAAAUCUUUUUUCUAUUUCCGAGAUUCUAAUUCAUUAAAGAAAAAAAUCCCGAAAAAAUUUAAACAAGAUUUUUAUGAAACAAGUGAAAAGAAAAGAGAAAAGUUAAAGAAUCUCAAGAAAAGAAUUAUUUCAUCUGGUCUUCCCCUUCAUACUUACACUUGCUCUGUUGGUGAGGAAAAGGAGGGGAAACUGGAACUAACCGGUUUAAACCAGUUUGACGAACAGGUGUUGGAAGAUUUGUGGCAAGCAAUUCUUAAAUUGCAUCCAAGUGAAGAUGUUGUUUCAGAGGUGGAUGAGAUGUCACUUAUUCAAGUCCAGACCCAACAAACCUUUUCAUCUUCGUUUGUUGGUCGUGAACCUUUAAUUAAAACUUGCUUACCCCAUAUGGGAUCUAAUGAUAAGACCGAUCAUGGUGGACUUGUAGUGUUGGUAGGAAUGGAAGGGGUGGGGAAGUCAAGCAUGAUGUCAGCUCUUAUACAUCAUGCACAAAGUAAAAGUGGAAAGGAACACGUUUGUGGGAAUGCAAAUCUCUUCUAUUACAUUGGAAACUCAUCUCCACAUUGUAAGGACGUCAAGUUUAUGUUGCAUUACUUCACAUUAACACUGCGGGACUUACUUCAUAACACAGAGGAUCAAGCAGAGCUGAGUAGUUAUGAAGACACAGUCAAAUUAUUUUGGUUUUAUGUCGAAAAAUUUACCAAGAAAACAAGAAAUAAGAUUUCUAUGUUUAUUGAUAACUUGGAUGGGAUAAGUGAUGAAAAUCUAACACGAAAUUUACAAUGGUUACCUGACCCCGUACCAACCAAUGUUACUUUGUUUGUUACUUGUUGUAUGGACACUGAAAUACACUGGGUGUUGCAAAACAGAAGGAAUGCCGUGUUUCUUAAAAUCCCACCAUUAAGUAUAAGGGACAAAUCACGAGUUAUCCGAACCAUGUUAUCACAUCAUGGGAAAUCCCUCAACCAAUCAAACUUCAACAACCAACUACAGCGGAUGGUAUCUAAACAUGGGGCAAGUAACCCGCUUUAUCUACAAACUGCUUGUCAGUACAUGAGGUUAUUUUCUAUUUACGAAACUCUUCAAGAAGAUAUAGAUUCAUUACCCCACGACCUACCCAAGUUACUAGAUGCAUGGUUGACAAAGGUGGAAGCAGGAUCCAGUACUCUUAUACUUGGGUUGAUAUAUUGCUGUGUGAAUGGGGUGGGGGAAGAAGACGUAUUUGAAGCUGUUCAACUGUACAAGAAGUGCAUAUACCCCGAGAAACCAAGAAAGUUAAAAAGAUCAACUUUUUGUCGGAUUUUAAACAAUCACAACAUCUUCUUCACUCGAUCUAGGAGUGGAAGUUUCAUCUCGUUUGCUCACAAGAUCUACGCUGAUGCUGUAAAGUUAAGAUACUUCAGUGGCUUAGCUGGGAAAAACAAGCUUACACUAUGCCACAAGUUAUUGGCGAAGAUCAAGGCAAACAAACUAACGGCCCGAGUUGAUUUGACUCCAAGUGCUUAUUCCAAUGCAUUGCUGGCUUUACCACAACAUCUUGCUAUGUCUGGUAAUGGGACAGCGUUGGUGCAUCUACUUAGUGAUGUAAACUAUUUAAAAGCAAAAUGCCACAUUGGACAAACUACUCAACUUAUUCAAGAAUUCAAUUUAUUGAAGCAGCUUAAAGUGAAUGACAGAACAUGCAUGAUGCUACACAACAUACUAUCUACUUCACACCAUAUGAUCAAACCAAACCCUGGGAUAUUGGACCAGAUGAUAGUUAAUGUGUUACCAGGAUCACACCUCGCUUGUGGUGUGUUGGAUAAAUAUAAAGAAUCUCAUCUCUCCACCGUAAGUUCAACUUACAUUGUAGAAUGCAUGACAAUGAAGCAAAACAGAAGCCAUUGUUACAAAACAUUCAAUGAUUUCAGCAACAAUCACCCAACCUUUGCAGCCAUUUCUACAAAUGGGCAACUCCUUGCAUGUGGAACAACAUCAGGUGACACAGGUGUUUACAACAUCAACGAUGGAACAAAACAUCAACAUCUUCCUUAUGGCAGCCUUGUCACUUGCCUCACCUUCAUUAAUGAUCAGUUUCUUGCAUCUGGGCACAAAGAUGGCGGUCUUAUCAUAUGGGAUGUGAAAGGUGGGUUCAUGGUGAACGAAUUAAGGCAUCAUCAUCACGAAAUAUCAUCUAUCACCUCCAACCCCCCAACAUCAACCUUAAUAUCCACAUCAUAUGAUCGUAGCUUCUCUGUGUGGCAGCUGGCCUCAAAUUUAAAGCGGACGUCAAAACCAGUCAAGCGGGACGUCAUAAAAUCGAUUCACACGAAUGAUUUCGUCCCGAAUUGUUCGGCACUUCACCCAGUGAUGCGGAAAGUAGCGAUCGGGUUAUGGGAUGCAAGCAUCAGGAUCUGGGAUCUUACUUCUUGGAAGAGAGUGGCAGUGUUGAGAGGUUCAAAGGCAUCGGUAACAUCAUUGGUAUAUUCACCAUGUGGAACUUACUUAAUGUCAACUGCAUUGCACAAAGAUGGCAUCAACGUAUGGUCGGCUUCAACUGGUUCUAUAGUUGGUACAUUCGGGGGCAACCAGGGUAGUGUCUACAGAUCUCUCUCUUAUUUACCUGGGAACUCUCUACUGGCAGCAAGUGGUGGAACACGGGGUGCACAAUCUGAAGGAAUUUUAAAACUUUGGUCGGGAAACCUUGGUGUGAAAGUUAAUUCAUUCACAAACCAUGAGCACUUAGGAAAUGCAUUGUCCUGUCGAUUCAAUUGUGACAAAACAAUGGUUGCUGUCGGAUACCACGACAACCAGGUUGCCGUGUUUAACGCUGGACUCGGAAAACUGGUCAGUCAUGCAUCACUGCACAAGGGACCUGUGACGUGUGUGUCAUGGAUUGGGAGCAAACAUGGCAAACUUGUGGUCACUGGUUCUGUGGAUUCAACAUUAAAAGUAUUUUCCAUUCAAAGUGAAACAUUGGUGGCCACCUGCAAUGGACAUACAGAUGAAGUGUUAUCAGUGUCAACCUCUGACACAUGGAUUGCAUCAUCUUCACAAGAUGUUACCAUCAUGUUAUGGUGGGUUAAUGGUGUGGUUAAGGGUGGGGUGGUGUCGCCUACAUAUAUUCUACAUUCACAUGUUGCGGCACCACUGUGUGUGGAUUUCAAUCAAGAUGGAACUCAACUUGUAUCUUGUGGAAAAGAUAGAUCGCUCAUCUACUGGAUGGUACCACCUCAGGGGAACCCCCAUGACAAGUCUAUUGAACCGCGACUUAAGAAUCAGGACGCUCAUCAAGAUUGGAUAACAUGUUGUUCAUGGAAUACAUCAUCUGAUCACUUGGUUACUGGAUCGAAUGAUUUUACUUUGAAGAUUUGGUUGAAUGAAAAAUGUUUAUUUCAUAUGAAGGGACAUACAACAUGUGUUACUUCAGUGGCUUAUUCAUAUGGUUGCAUUGUAUCUACUGCAGCAGAUGGUGAAGUGAAGUUAUGGUCACACCAUGGUGUUGCCAUAACUACAAUGAACAACAGUUCAACUGUGAGAGUGAACGCAUGUGAUCUAAUUGUAACAACUAAACAACAACAACAAGUAGAGCAAGAAGAAACUUUGGAUUUUAAAGCAACCAACGAUGAAACGAAUCAACCUGAUUGGUCGGUUCAAGUUGAUAUUGACGAAUGGGACGACAAGCACAAAAGUAAGUUGCCGGGAGCAACAAAGAAGACAACCAAUGGCAUGGAAGUAGACGUUGUUACCGUGGUUACGGCUCAUGAUGAUGGACUGGCUCAUCUCUGGCACCCACUGGUGGGUGAAGAAAAAUUGUCACUAUUCGGACACACAGCGUCAAUCAACCAGGUUGCCACAUCAGAUACAACCCUUGUAUCUUGUUCAUUGGAUGGAAGCGUUAAGUGUUGGGAUGUUACAAUGCUAGAUGGUGAUAGUGGGGGGGUGGCUGGGAUAAGCCAUGAUGCAGAGAUAACCUCACUAACAACAAGUUACAACCUUGUUAUCACUGGUUGUAUGAAUGGCUGGUUGAAAGUAUGGGUGAUGGGGGUAGAUGGGGAGGCAUCACUUCAGUAUUGUUUGCAGGCGCAUAAAAAGAAAAUCAACUUCAUUGAAAUGUUGGAGUUUGAAAAUAAAAGCGACUUUAUACUGGUUACGACUAGUUUUGACCAGUUUGUUAAAGUCUGGAAGGCAGGUAGAAGAAAUGAGAUGAGAUUACUUAAAGCAACUUCUUUCCAAUCUCCAAUCAAUGUAUUCAUGAAGAAAGAAGAAGGAAGCUACCUUGUAUCUGAUCUAAGAGGAGUUGUUCACUUACUUGACAUCAAUCAAAUGAACUAUGUGACAAUUACAAGCAAAAAAAGUGACCUUCCAGUUCAAUUCUCUUUACUUUUGGAUACAAACAAUUACAAAGAUAUUCCAACAAAUGCAGAUAAGUUCCACACAGUGAGUUGCACGUGUGAUAUCAGUGAUGGGAAUAUUAUAUAUGGAGAUGUGGAGGGUUGGAUUCAUUUCUAUCCAUCCAGGGAAAAGAGAAAGGUUCAUAAUGGAAAAGUAACAUCAGUAUUACAUCAUAAUGACAUCAUUAUUACAUCAUCAUUGGACAGAAAAAUCAAGUUAUGGAAAAAAUCCCCAUUUGACCAGGUCGGGGAAUUCACCACUCCAAGUGCAGUGACUAGAUGUCAUCUGAUGUUAUUUGGAUCUCAGUUAAAAAUAUUAGCAGCAGAUAUCAGGGGGAGCGUUCAUGUACUCAGGGUUUUUGAAAACUCCCUUUAACUGUUAAAUCAGUGCUGCAUAUCUGGUUUAUGGUGAAACAUAAAUGCAGCAUUACCUUUAUUGUCUUAUAGCAAAACUAGUGUGUAGCAUUACAAUGUCUGUAACAUUAGGUUCCACUUGAAAACCACAACACUUUUUGUAAGUUUGGUAAAAUGGCAUUCUAGUUGCAGAACCCUUUAAACCUAGAUGGCAAUUAAAUUUCCACUUACCUUGAAUUAACUUACAGUUAUGAAAUAUCUGAUUUAAUCAAGGUAUUGCUUUCACAAAUGCAAUUAAUUCUGUUUUUACAUUAAAAUUGGCUGCAACAGAAAUUACCACAAUACCGUGUUUACAAAAUUUGUGCAAAAUUUGUUUUAGGUGUUUAACCCCAAUAUACUGUUUAUCACAUGAGCCUUUUUAUUGAAAAAUGAUUAUAAGUUAUGCACUUCCUUAGUUUUAAUUCAUUUUAAUGAAAUUUUCUUGUACUUUUUUAUUGCAACAUGUAUAAUAUGCACUAUUAGUAAGGUUUGUUUCACUUUACCGGAUAUACUUCACUUCAAUGAGUUUUAAAGUUGCUGCAUUGCUUGUUACUCUGUGAUACAUGAAUUAUAAAUCGACAUAGAUCAUAUAUCAUAUAACCGUCACCCAUCAAACUGACAUUUUUUCAUUAUAUCAAUGAAUUUAUUUCCAGAUAGUAUAAUAAAUACUUUGUGUUUUCGCAUAUAUCGCUAUAAUAGCCAAUGCUAUAGUUCCAUGUUAUUUUACCCAUGCAUGAUUGAGUGUAGCAUACUUGCACAACUGCAUGAAACACUUUAAUUAAUAUAUAAUGUCACUAUCAAUCCGUAUAAUACACGUUAAUAAAUGUUUAGUAUAAGUUUAUUGUAUAAAAAUAUAAAACAUUGUGCUGAAAA
Molecule: messenger RNA, 6108 nt
Organism: Ciona intestinalis (vase tunicate)
Lineage: Eukaryota; Metazoa; Chordata; Ascidiacea; Phlebobranchia; Cionidae
Source: RefSeq, a predicted model, not a curated record